AUGUUGUGCGGCGCACCUCUAAAAGUUGUAGAUCGCUUCAAGUAUCUGGGGCAUAUGCUCACAAAUGAGUUGAAUGAUGAUCUGGAUCUGGAAAGGGAGAGAAGAGCGACGGCAGUGAGAGGCAACAUGCUCGCCCGCAGGUUCGCACGGUGUAAUAAAUCAGUUAAAUUGACGCUCUUUAGAGCUUACUGUCAGAAUUUCUACACGUGCAGCCUGUGGGUGAAGUUUACACAACGAGCCUAUAACGCAUUGCGCGUUCAAUAUAAUAACAUCUUGAGGAUGCUGUUGCGGCUGCCGAAGCACUGUAGUGCGUCCGGCAUGUUCGCCGAGGCGCGAAUAGAUGACUUUUUCGCCAUUAGGCGGAAAAGAAUCGCCUCCAUGCUGAGGCGGGUGCGCGGCAGCAGCAACAGUCUUCUCAGGGUGUUGGCCGAGCGCCUCGACUGCCCGAUUACAAAGUUUUGGGUGGAGGUGGCAAUUGGGAGAGCUAAAUAG
This is a messenger RNA of Cydia splendana, 492 nucleotides long. RefSeq lists its product as uncharacterized. The record is from RefSeq and is a predicted model, not a curated record. Bases 1 to 492 code for a protein of 163 amino acids. Lineage: Eukaryota; Metazoa; Arthropoda; Insecta; Lepidoptera; Tortricidae. The transcript has a single exon.